CUAAUCGGCCAUCAUGUCCACCGAAGUGAAGACCGUCAGCGACACGAUGAUGCUGGGCCUGUACCAACACACGGAGACACACAUGUGCAUCUGUUGACACGUGCUUUUGUGUGCUGACCAGAAAAUGAUGAGGUCGAUGGCGAGAACAGCGAGGAGGAUCGCCAGCCACAGCCGGCCGUAGCUGAUGUGCGCCCAGAUGGGAUGCGUGGCCAGCACAGAGUAUAUCAGCACCGUCAGCAGCACGACGUGCAGGAAGAGAAGCACCUGCAGAGCCCGCUGCAUGUAGCCACUCCCCUUGGCCGUGAAGAGCAGGAGAGACUCGUCUCGGUGGACCAACGAGGGCAGCCCGAAGAUGGCGUUGAUGGCACGGCUGAUGGCGUUCUGACCAGACGGAAUCACCACUGGGUCCUUCUCAACUGCCGCGUGAACGCGGUCAGCUGAUCAUGCACACACAUCCAUGGUGUGUGCAGUUGCGUGUGUGUGUGUGUGUGUGUCUCAGAUGUUCCUUACGUGUGCCCUGGUGGAUCUCCUGAGAUACGCUGACGACGUUGGGCUCGACAUAGCUGCGCUUCUUGCCGAUGUGGACGCAGAAGGUCAGCGACACCAGGAAGAGGCCCGCCAGGCAAACUGAGAGGAACACCGCCAGAUCUGUUUCGCCAAGUGACAACGCCGGCCUGUCACAGACAGAUGUGACAUGAGAGUGUGUUGUGACACUGUGUGUGGAGCCGGCUGUACUUGGCAAGGACGGCGACUGCCAGGAGCACCAUCCUGCGUGUGAGAGAGAGAGACAUGUGUGGUGUGUGCAUGUGUGCAUGUGUCUCUGUGUGUGGGUACCAUGACGUGACGGGGAUCUCCACGAGUGACGUCAGGAAGUCGAGCAGACUCACUGACAGAUACGACGCGAACGAGAAGCGAGACGGCUGUGUCGGCUUGGCGAUGAACAUGUUGUCGUUGCUGACAUGUAGAUGGACACGCACACAGAGAGACAUGACACGGCCGUCUAUCUGCUAGCGUCCCAUCGCUGACUGGCUGAUUCACGUACGUGAAGAACAGGUGCUUCGUCCCCCAGUAGCUGAUUGCCGCACUGCUCACGCCCCGCCGAGAGAGGUCGGCCAUGGUGAGUUUGUCGUAUCGGUGCCAGACGUUGGUUUGGCGGAGUGCGAGAGUGAUGAGGAGCGUCGUCAUCAGGAUGAACGUCACCAUGACCGCAAACACAAAGUAGUGCACCGACUCGAACACUGAAUACACACGUAGACAUGUCUCUCUCCCUCUCUGUCGUCUCUGUGUGACUCACGUUCGAACAUGUGUGUGAUGGCCAUUUCCUUUGGCUCGUGGUGUGACGUCAGCUCGCGGACGGCGGUGGCCUCGAUGCGGUCGAUGCCGAAGAGGCUGUCGUUGAUGGCCUUGACAAUGCCCCACCGAACCGCAGAGAACAGCAGCAACGCUAUGAAGCCCAAAAUGGUCAACUCCUGCACUCAUCCACACACACACGCACAGAGAGAGAGAGAGAGAGAGAAACCGGUGAAUGUGUGUGGUUGGACGGGCGUGUUGCGUGUCUGUGGUUACCCGUGUGGCGGCCUGAACCAUCUGGAGGAUCUGCUUGUGCUCCGGCGAGUCGAGGGAGCGUACCAGACGAUGGUGGCCAAACUCUGAUGCGCACACACACAUGCACACACACACACACAGGUUGAUUGAAUGCAUUGGUCGUGUUGUGUUUGUUUGUGUGUGCGGCUGACCGAAGACAAUGGUGAGGAACAGAAUAAGGACGGUUAAGCCGAUCACCACGGUGUUCUCGCUGAUGGUCCCUGCAGCCUGCUGCGUCGAUUGAUUGACGGUGGCAGAGGUCAUGGGGUUGAGGCUGAUGAGGAACAGCGUCAUCAGCUGCAAGAGCUCAAAACUCGUCAU
Molecule: messenger RNA, 1905 nt
Organism: Vitrella brassicaformis
Lineage: Eukaryota; Vitrellaceae
Source: the annotation of a GenBank genome assembly